Messenger RNA from Lindgomyces ingoldianus, 213 nucleotides. RefSeq lists its product as uncharacterized. NCBI's taxonomy places the organism in Eukaryota, Fungi, Ascomycota, Dothideomycetes, Pleosporales, Lindgomycetaceae. Bases 1 to 213 code for a protein of 70 amino acids. The transcript is spliced from 2 exons. The record is from RefSeq and is a predicted model, not a curated record.
AUGCGCUUGCAUGCGUUGCAGGUGCUGCAUGCAUUGCCUGCAACAGCCUGCAAUACCUGCACUGCCUGCAAUGCUAAGGUCCUCAUUGGACGAUGCAUUCCGCCAGGCUUUUGUCUAAAAGCUGGAGCCAUUCCUUAUCUCGCGGGGCUAAGCGUUUUCCAUCCGACGUUGUUCGGGCUGUGUGGGACAGCCAGUUGGGUCAUUACGGUCUGA